CCGGCGCGUCUUCACCUGCGCAAUCUCUUGCUUCCAUCGCCGCCUGGAAAUCUAGUAUUUCCGAACAUUUCAAUUGUUCAAGCUCGGUCCGUCCAGUUUUCACUGACGAAACUUCUUUGCGACUAGACUUCUACCCAAGAUCUCCAACUCCAAGUCAUCAACAUGGCGGACAACGCUGAGAACGGAAGUGGAAACGCUGGCUCCGAUGGCGCCGCCCCCGCCGUCGAGCACCUUAACAUCAAGGUCACGGAUAACAACAACGAGGUCUUUUUCAAGAUCAAGCGCAGCACCAAGCUCGAGAAGCUCAUGACGGCGUUCUGCGAGCGCCAGGGCAAGACGUUGGCUUCGGUCAGAUUCCUCUUCGAGGGUCAGCGCGUGCAGCCCACGGACACCCCAGACACUCUCGAGAUGCAGGACGGUGACUGCCUGGAAGUCCACCAAGAGCAGGUCGGCGGCUGCUAGACAAGAUACGAUCCAUACCACAAGGAGAAAGGAAAAAACAUGAGAAAAUCAUAACCGACCACAUCCACGGUAGCGGGCGCAACGACAACCAGUGACUUGGUCUCCUCCAGCAGGUGGCUCGGGUGAUAUCCGAUUCCAUGACAGGACAGGACAGGAACUGGGAGUUUCGGAAUUGUGACAUUUGGAUUGGACACGGGCUUAUGGAGCAUAUCACGACUUUUCGCCAGCAUCACUGGCCGCACGCUACGCACUUCUCUGCUAUUUCGUUGCGAUCC
Neurospora tetraspora is the source of this 737-nucleotide messenger RNA. Its product is annotated as ubiquitin-related domain-containing protein. Lineage: Eukaryota; Fungi; Ascomycota; Sordariomycetes; Sordariales; Sordariaceae. Gene Ontology annotation, biological process: protein sumoylation. Gene Ontology annotation, molecular function: ubiquitin-like protein ligase binding; protein tag activity. The coding region runs from base 163 to 462 and encodes 99 amino acids. Gene Ontology annotation, cellular component: nucleus; septin ring. The transcript is spliced from 2 exons. The record is from RefSeq and is a predicted model, not a curated record.